Fusarium mangiferae is the source of this 1392-nucleotide messenger RNA. RefSeq lists its product as uncharacterized. The record is from RefSeq and is a predicted model, not a curated record. Lineage: Eukaryota; Fungi; Ascomycota; Sordariomycetes; Hypocreales; Nectriaceae. The coding region runs from base 1 to 1392 and encodes 463 amino acids. The transcript has a single exon.
AUGGUGAUCCCAUCUUCCACCCAUCUUCUCUCUUUUCCUGAGGAGAUCAUCGACCGUGUAUGCCAGCAGUUCUGUCCCUGUUGCAGCAUGCGAAGAUCUCCUCGAUGCUUCUUUGACAGAGAUCCGAUGGCGAUUCACGGCAGAGAGUGUCUAUUGGCCUUAUCUCUGACAUGCAAGCAACUAAGGCGUAUUUCCCAACCGCAUUUAUAUCAUCGACCGAUAGGGCAGGAUUUCUUUGGUUUCAUUGACACCAUUGGUCGAAUACCGGCUCUUGGUCAACAUGUCAAGGAGCUCUAUGCGACCCCGACAAUGAUUCGGUGUUUCGCUUGUCGACAUGGCUACCCAAACGAGUUUCUCGCCAAGUGCGACAAACGCUAUCGAACUCAUUUAUGCGACGCUGCCCAGAGAAAUCCCUUGGUUCCGUUUUACGGAUUUAGGUUUCCAAUACCCGUUUUGUUCGGAAAGACCAUGGGAAUGGCCGGGACUGCAAUUGAUUGCAUCCUUUCUGUUGUUAUCUCUUUGAUACCAAAGAUCAAUGACCUUGAGAUUUGCAUUCAAACCGACCGGAUAUUCUGGUCGGUCCCAUCUGGAUAUCUUCAGAAUUUGAAGAAACUUAUUGUUACCGUCUCAGAGUGUUUCCCAGCUGACAACCUCGACAGUCUGGCUGGUCUACUGGACGCAGCGCCUCAGCUGGAAAGUCUCGAACUAGCCGGCUUGGAUCUAAGGGAGCCGAUCAAAGAGUCAGAAAUUGCCCUUUGUCACGGCAAUGUCAACGAAAUCAUACUGAGAUCAUGCAGAAUUCACACCAGUCGGUUGGAAGCAAUCAUGCGCGGCUUCUCAAAACUGCAAACGUUCCGGUUUGGCGCACCAGAAUAUUGGUUAGUUGCUGGUGCCGCAAGUGCACGACCAGGUGUCUCGUACAAAAUUGAGGAUAUCUUGAUGCUGAGAAGCGAUACGCUCAAACAUGUCACACUCGACUUUCUUGGUGGUGGUAUCGAUGGCAAACUAGUACUCCAAGAUCUCUCAGAUAUGAAAGCCCUUGAGACGCUGUACAUCGACAGCCACAUACUGUAUUGCCGAUGGCACCAGGGCCGUCUGUCUACAAAAAGAAUUUGCCAAAUGCUUCCAGAAUCCAUCAAGGAGUUCGGUUUAAUGGAGUGCAUAUACCCCCUGGUACAAGACGAGGUUAUGGAGACAAUCAACAUCUCGGCCCAAGCAUUUCCUCUCCUGAAAAAGCUAGUUGUUCAUCUGUCUAUUGGAAUACGGCAAGUUGACGAGGAUGAAGAGACAGGGGAGUUUGCCUCGGCUUGUGAAGCCUACAACAUAAAGUUUUCGCCGAAUGUGCCUCGAAGCUCAUGGAAUUUGACGUCGCCGGUGCCUUACAGGGGUUGA